AUGCGCCCCCAGACGCCCCAGGAGCCGCCGACUGCCCCCCAUGCGCCCCCAGACACCCCAGGAACCACCGACUGCCCCCCAUGCGCCCCCAGACACCCCAGGAACCACCGACUGCCCCCAUGUGCCCCCAGGUGCCCCAGGAACCACCGACUGCCCCCCAUGCGCCCCCAGGUGCCCCAGGAACCACCGACUGCCCCCCAUGCGCCCCCAGAUGCCCCAGGAGCCGCCGACUGCCCCCCAUGCGCCCCCAGAUGCCCCAGGAGCCGCCGACUGCCCCCAUGUGCCCCCAGGUGCCCCAGGAACCACCGACUGCCCCCCAUGCGCCCCCAGAUGCCCCAGGAGCCGCCGACUGCCCCCAUGCGCCCCCAGACGCCCCAGGAACCACCGACUGCCCCCCAUGCGCCCCCAGACGCCCCAGGAGCCGCCGACUGCCCCCAUGUGCCCCCAGGUGCCCCAGGAACCACCGACUGCCCCCCAUGCGCCCCCAGAUGCCCCAGGAGCUGCCGACUGCCCCCCAUGCGCCCCCAGAUGCCCCAGGAGCUGCCGACUGCCCCCCAUGUGCUCCCAGAUGCCCCAGGAGCCACCAACUGCCCCCAUGCGCCCCCAGACGCCCCAGGAGCCGCCGGCUGCUCCUCAUGUGCCCCCAGACGCCCCAGGAGCCGCCGGCUGCUCCUCAUGUGCCCCCAGACGCCCCAGGAGCUGCCGGCUGCCCCUCAUGUGCCCCCAGACGCCCCAGGAGCCACCAACUGCCCCCAUGCGCCCCCGACACCCCAGGAGCUGCUGACUGCCCCUCAUGUGCCCCCAGAUGCUCCAGGAGCCACCAACUGCCCCCAUGCGCCCCCAGACGCCCCAGGAGCCGCCGACUGCCCCCCAUGUGCCCCCAGACGCCCCAGGAACCGCCAACUGCCCCCAUAUGUCCUCAGAUGCCCCAGGAGCCGCCAACUGCCCCCCCAUGUGCCCCCAGACGCCCCCAUGUGCCUCACUGAGGCCAACAGCACCCACCCGCCUGCCCCUAGGGCUGGACGUGGUGCAGGGCUGGCCUCGGCCGGUCCAGCCCCGCCCAGCCCCGCCCAGCCCUGUGAGCAGCGCCGAGGCUGGCGGGGACAGGAAUGGGUCAGGCUGCCGGGAGACGCGGCUUCAUCCCGCUCUUCCCUGCAACAGGCUUUUGUUUAG
Molecule: messenger RNA, 1173 nt
Organism: Perognathus longimembris pacificus (Pacific pocket mouse)
Lineage: Eukaryota; Metazoa; Chordata; Mammalia; Rodentia; Heteromyidae
Product: basic salivary proline-rich protein 1-like
Exons: 2
Coding region: 1-1173 (390 amino acids)
Source: RefSeq, a predicted model, not a curated record